AUGGUUGAGUUGACCAGUAAUGGCAAAGGUUCUUUAGAAUUGAUGUCUAGCACCCCAUUUUUCAUUAUUAUGAAGAUUAGUCAUACAGUGAAUGUAACCAUCAACAAAACAGAAUGUUGUUUAUUACCUUUUGGCGCUGUCAAGAUCAAUUGUUCCGUUAAGAAGGAUAUAGAAAAAGCGAUGCUCGAAGUUACUUGGGAAUUCACUGACUAUUUUUGUAGUUACCCCGGCGAAAGCCUUCGCAAACGACGGCAUCUGUACCACAACAUCGUACGGUUUUGCCAAACGGAAGAACACUUCGAGAACACUUCACACAUUAAACCAAAACUUGUCUACAACUCAGUAAACGAUGUUUGUAAGUUUUUUUUUUAGGGUAGAAGGAGGGUAGGGCAGGGUAGGGUAGGGCAGGGCAGGGCAGGUGUCCGAUUCCAUCGGAACGUACCGGCGGUACUUGUCUUUAUUUCUAUAAAUUCUCUCUAAAAUAUUAUUUAUUGAUGUAAGGUGGCACUUGACUCCAAGUGUCAAGUUUUUCUCUUUGUUGUUCGCACGUAUUUCUCGAUGUUUUGUCGGAUUUCCUCAUUGGACUUUGGACACGCGUUGUCGUGCCGAAGGCAUUUGAUGAGAAGUCGAUGAGCUGAAGGAAAUUGUGAGAACAGGGAGAAAAAAGAUUCUGCUUUUCAACAGUAGGUUAGUAUAUUUCUAUUCUAUUGUCUAAUAAACUUUGAUAUCUAAUUUAUUGGAUGUUAUUGUAGACUUUGAAGUGCUAAUCUACGUUGAAGUGCUUGUUUAUUGGUUAAUACUGCUUCUAGGUUGUAGUAAGGACGAGAUCCUAUCGUCCGCGCGACGCAAUUGAUUCCAUUUCCAAUUCCACGGACUCCAAAAAGCCGCGGAAUUGGACAGUUUCAAUUGGACAGCAGGGCAGAGCAGGGCAGGGUAGGGUAGGGCAGGGUAGGGUAGGAUCAGUGCCGGGCGGGACUUUUGGUUUGAGGGCGACGAAAAAAUCGGCACAGGUAAGCUACCUGUGCCGAUUUUUGCGAAAAAUUUUUUCAAAAAAUUUACAGGCGGGAUCACGUUCAACUUUUUUUUAAAAAAUUAUACUUAAAUAAUUAUAUUUUCAGUUAUGACCGGCUGCCAGAACUCAAUAGGAAACAUGAAUGUAAAUUGA
Molecule: messenger RNA, 1165 nt
Organism: Bursaphelenchus okinawaensis
Lineage: Eukaryota; Metazoa; Nematoda; Chromadorea; Rhabditida; Aphelenchoididae
Source: the annotation of a GenBank genome assembly